ACCAGUAGCAGCAGCAGCCCUGUCCUGGAUCAGUGGAGAUGGGCUGAGGCAGAGACCCGACAACACCGAGUCCAACACCCGCUGACUUCAGCAUCUACAGGAGGGAACACUCGGGAGUUCUUCCCGUUCCCGCUUUACCCCUCCUCUCCUCCACACUCCCGGCCCCCGCAGGCCAGGGAAUGUCCCGGCAGCGAGAUGCCUUACACGGACCGACAGAACCGCACCUGUGGCUUCCUGGACAUCGAAGAGAACGAGAGCAGUGGCAAGUUCCUGCGGCGCUACUUCAUACUGGACACGCAGCAGGGGAGCUUGGUGUGGUUCAUGGACAACCCUCAGAACCUGCCUGUUGGCACAGACUGUGUUGGCUCCCUUAAACUCACCUACAUCUCAAAGGUCAGCGAUGCCACUAAGCUGAGGCCUAAGGCAGAAUUCUGCUUCGUCAUCAAUGCUGGGAUGAGGAAGUUCUUCCUGCAGGCCAACGACCAGCAGGACCUUGUGGACUGGGUUGACGCUCUCAAUAAAGCCACCAAAAUCACUGUGCCAAAGUUAUCCGAUGGGCAGCAGAAUGCAGAGAACCUCAAGUCUUUGCCGGAUGUCGUAGGACCCAAGAAACAAGUCUCCUAUCGGACAGAGAUCAUUGCGGGAGUCCCCAUCGUCACCCAGACGCAGCAUGACGGAGGCGACGGUGCGGACAAAGCGGAGCGUGAGGCCAUGCAUCGCUCUCACAGCCAGCUGCCGUACUUCCUGGGCAGGCCGACCCAGGAGCAUACCGUCAUAAAGUCAGGCUACUGCGUCAAGCAGGGAGCUGUGAUGCGGAACUGGAAAAGGCGGUAUUUCCUCCUGGAGGAGAACUCGAUGAGUUACUUCAAGUCAGAUUUGGAGAAAGAACCUCUCCGAAUGAUCCCCCUGAAGGAAGUUCACAAAGUCCAGGAGUGCAAACAGAGCGAUAUUAUGAUGAGAGAUAAUCUGUUUGAAGUCGUCACGACAUCAAGGACGUUUUACAUACAGGCGGACAGCCCAGAGGACAUGCACAGCUGGAUCAAGGCUGUUUCCGGGGCCAUCGUGGCCCAGCGGGGGCCCGGGAGGUCUGCUGCUACAAUGCGGCAGGCCAGACGGCUGUCGAACCCCUGUAUACAGAGGUAUACGUCUCGAAUCGGGGAGUGCAGCAGCACUCUGCUGCAGCUGUGUACCUGUCUUAGAUGUGUGACAUCCUGCUUGUCUCUCCUCCUCCCUCCUGUUCGCUGCCUGAGCACGGCCGUUCCACUUUCUACCGUAGCCCCGCGGGCCCCCCCGUCCCUCGCUCGCCCAUAUCUGCCAUGCCACCAUGCUACCCAGAGUGGGGGGCUGCUGUCCCGUGCGGCCCACGCCCGCAGCCUGGCGUGGGACAGCGAGCACUUCAUGAGUCUGCUGCCACGGCCCAGUCACAGCCACACGCCAGCACGCCUGUCCCUGCAGGAGACGCGCCUGGCAAAGUGACCCUCCAACCGCCUGUGACCACCAUCAGCGACCCCGAGGAGUCACCGUGGCGACGGCGGAGCAGCUUUGAGCCCAACAUGCCUGAACCGCCCCUGGACCUGGACGAUGCCGACCUCCCGGUGAGCGAGGUCUGAGAUGCUGAACUGGACAUUUUGAAACUUGCUUUUCUGGUUGGACGCUGACAGAUUGAAAAAGGGUGAAACAGGUAAUGAAAAAUGGGAAGACAUUACGAACUUGUCACAAACAUUCUCUUUCAGUGGGAAAGUGCAAGAAGUUGGGUCACCACUGAACCGCACUCACGUGCCAAAGACGACCCAGUUUCACCCCCUCCCCCUUCCUGCUGUCACAUUUACAAUGGUGUAUUUAUUUACUACAAGAGGAUGUUGUCAAACCAAACCACACAUUCUAGUUAUUCAAUGACAGAGCCUCAUUUUUAACCUGUACAGGUGGAAUGAUGUGACAAGAGGAUUUUUGUAAACCACUUUGUGCCAAGAAAAUACUGGAAAUGUCCUGGUUGCAAACUAUUUCCUGUAUCCUAGAGAGAAAAAGUGUUCAAACUGAGGAAUGAAUUUCCUUCAGCACUCUUAUAUACCAAUUUAAAGUGUGCAAUCCAUUCAUACACUCCCAUUGUAACCCUGGAUUUUCACUCCUAUUGCAAUUUCAACAAUUUUGGACACUUGGGCCUUUUUGGAGGAUAUUGGAAGACUAAUGUCCUGCAGCCACAUUCAUUCAGAGUGUAAUUACGAAGAUCAAGUAGCUCACAUAUAAAUCUAGUUUAUCAGUUAUUGGUCAUAAAGUCAGAGUACUGUGCUGAAGCUAAACAGUACAUGCCUCACUUCAGAUCAGAACCAGCAUCUUUUGCAAGCUUUAUUCAAGCAUACCAGACUUUGUGAAGCUCGGUGACGUGGGAGGCAAACAAGACAUACAAGGAGUACGCAGCAAUGUGAGCAUUUUGUAAUUCUCAUAGUAAUAAAAACUCCCCAACGAUAGGGCUCUGUCAGACAUAGAUAAGGUUCCGUACAGAUAAUAACUGUGCCACAUAACUAAACCUGCAGUCCGUUGUUUGAGGAUUAGCAUACUGUAUAAACACCAUGCAAACUUUUUGGAUUAUAGUUUAACAGAAAAAAGCCUUUAAGCUCAGACCCCUCUGUUGCAUGUUUUUAAUGAUUCCUCAGAUUGUCUUUCUGUUUUUAGUUUUUAUUAACAGCGGCUCUGUGUGUUGUGUGUUUGCAGAAUAGAGCUGUGUGAAGCAGAUUUAUUUUUUAUAUGCUCUGUAGAUGUUUCCUAAUUUUAAUACGUGUACCUUUUUUUUUUUUGCCAACCCAGCAGCAGGCAGCUGCUUUAUGGUUUAAUUUAAGGAUGUUUCACUGUAGUCCUGCUAAAUAAUACACACUAACCUUUUUUUGUUAAGUGACUGCUUAAUUUCAGACCAACUUAGUCGAGCUGUUUCACCUCAUUACAGUCUGGUGUAAUCGGUUUGAAUUGUCUCUAUUUAUUAUGUGGAUGACUUGAAAGAAAUAAACACUGAAAAUGUG
Molecule: messenger RNA, 3011 nt
Organism: Eleginops maclovinus (Patagonian blennie)
Lineage: Eukaryota; Metazoa; Chordata; Actinopteri; Perciformes; Eleginopidae
Product: pleckstrin homology domain-containing family A member 1-like
Exons: 14
Coding region: 196-1476 (426 amino acids)
Source: RefSeq, a predicted model, not a curated record